Molecule: messenger RNA, 1639 nt
Organism: Mytilus californianus (California mussel)
Lineage: Eukaryota; Metazoa; Mollusca; Bivalvia; Mytilida; Mytilidae
Exons: 4
Coding region: 159-1448 (429 amino acids)
Source: RefSeq, a predicted model, not a curated record
GUUAAGUGUCACAUACACAGUUGGCCUAGAUAUAAAGUAAGCAUCCAUUCAGAAAGGUUAAGGUCAAGAUUGUCAAUCAAUUUGAAACUGUAAUGCCCGCGGGUUAUGCAAUUGAAAAGAUGGAAUUGUGUUGAAAUAGAAAAUUAUUAAUAAUAUCAAUGAAUUUCAAAGAUGCAGAAAAAUAUAGAAAUUGGCUAAGUAAUAUAUCAUCUACCUUGUUAAAGCUAUACCAUGGUUAUCCCACAAACACUAAAGUCAAAGACAUUUGGAAGCAGAAACCUGAGCACUGGCCAGAGGAUGUCUCGUUUUUCGACCCGCACAAUACAAAAAAUAGAGGGAAAAAAGAUAUACAAAGAUUACUGACAAGUAUGCUUGCAUGCGUUGAGAUUAAAGGGAUACAAAUUGAUUUCAACAUUAAUGAAGAAAUCGAAGCAUGGAAAAGUCACGACAAGAAAAGCCUCAUAAAUCUGUUUACGAUUAGGCAAUAUGUAAAACAAGUAGGAUCAGAAUUGAACAUGUUAGGUAAUUAUUCCACAGAAAAAGCCAUAACAGUUUGCACCAAAAGGUUUCAACUUGUAUUUACCCUACAAAAUCUAAAGGACGUAAAUACUACAAAAAUAAUCCAUCGAUCAGAAGCUAUGCGUAAAGUCGCCUGUCUGUUAUGCAAACUUUAUCAUGGAAAACGUCCUCAGGAGAAAGCUGAUUCCAUCUGGAAAACUCCACCAACUGACUGGCCGGAUGAACUAUUAUAUGUAAAUCCUUACAAUAGGCAUUAUAAAUGUGAUAAAUGGGACAAUGAAAGGCUUGCAAAAACUCUACUACAUUGCUGUGUAAGUAAAGCUAUAAAUAUACCAACACCAUACGAGAAAAUAACGAAUGCUUUAUGUCAAAAUGACGACGAAAGACUUAUUGCAAAUGUUGUUUUGUGUACCUCUGAAGAAAAACUUAAAAAAAUAUUUGAACAAUUAGAUAAUGACAACUUGAUGGAAGAAACAUGUAAAAUUGUUCAACUGCAGUGUUCUGAUAUUAUAGUGUCUUUGAAGAUUGAACCUAAUUACUUCUCGUCAUGUGAAUCAUUAAUGAAUGAAAUAGAGAAACAAAAACAUACAGUCAAGAAAUUUACCAAACGAAAACCCUACAAGCAUUUAAAUAAAGAAAGAAAAAGGUUGAAAUCAGAAAACAGUACAGAUAAAUGUAAUGAAGAGAGUGACAUUGAUGCACAAGUAAAUCAGAAUGACAUUUUAGCAUCAUCCUAUCUUAUUUCGACAUCUGCGGAAAACUGUUUUCCCUAUUGUACAGAAAAUGCUUCAUCUAUAAACUGUGUUUCGGAUCCAGAAACAGAAACUGCUAUGUUAAUGAUGAAUCUUUUAGAUUCAGUUGAUUUGUCAAAACAAUUUGGACUCGAUGAACACUUUCCCCGAUCAUUAGAUAAUCAUUUAUCUAGUUGAUUGAAACAACAUUCAUCUGCAAAAAUGUCUUUCUAGUACAUCAAUAGUUUCCUAGUCAUAACCGUUUGUUGUUUUGGAUAUUGUUUUAUUAUUUUUUGAGCUUUAUUUCACACUGUAUAAUUAACCGCAAAUAAGAUGUGUGUAAUACCAUUGUUCUUCCAAUUGUAUAUAAACGACUUUUAGCAAAUAGA